This is a messenger RNA of Cercospora beticola, 1722 nucleotides long. RefSeq lists its product as uncharacterized. The record is from RefSeq and is a predicted model, not a curated record. Gene Ontology annotation, molecular function: basic amino acid transmembrane transporter activity. Lineage: Eukaryota; Fungi; Ascomycota; Dothideomycetes; Mycosphaerellales; Mycosphaerellaceae. Gene Ontology annotation, cellular component: fungal-type vacuole membrane. Gene Ontology annotation, biological process: basic amino acid transport; transmembrane transport.
AUGGCCACCACGGAAGAAGUUGAGGGACGACGACCUGCCAGUGCAAGCAGUGCUGAUGAUGAGUCAAUUGACUCAUUGGUCGACGAAUUCGCACCUCUUUUGCCUAAUGGUGCCGAGCCGUCAGUGCUAUACCGGACUAUAAGCAGAAGAAGUGAUGCUGGAGAUUUGCCGGCAGACGACAAGGAUAUCGAACUGGCCAAGAGGCGACAUGAUCGUGGGAAAGCAUCUAGCAGCGUCUAUGCUACCAUUUCCGUGCUCCUGCUUGGUGUUUUCGUAGCUCAGGUCGAUGCCAGUUUGGUGCUUGCCACAUAUGGAACUGUCGCAUCCAGCUUCGGCGACCUCGAUUCGGGAUCAUGGCUGCUCUCCGCAUUCGUCCUUGCGCAGUGUGUUGCUCAGCCGCUCUAUGGCAAGCUUUCGGACAUCUAUGGACGCAAGCAUUGCUUACAGGCUGCAUAUAUCCUCUUCGCGCUGGGCACCACUAUCACCGGGCUCGGCCAAACCAUGACCCAAGUUAUCGGAGGACGAGUCGUGCAGGGCGCUGGAUCUGCUGGAAUUACGUCUCUGGUCUCGAUCAUCAUUACAGAUAUGGUACCACUACAUGAGGUCGCCACGAUACGAAGCUAUGUCAACAUUCUUCAGACAAGUGGACGGAGCUGCGGUGGAGUCAUUGGUGGCGCGUUGACUUACAGCCUCGGAUGGCGUUGGGCUUUCUUGGUUCAAGUACCACCAAUGCUGCUGUCGAUGCUUCUUGUCCAUUGCCGACUCGACCUUCCGAAACGACAGAGCUCGGGCCACACGCAACGGCAGAAACUGAAGCGGAUUGAUUUCCUAGGAGCUCUUUCGCUCUGCGCGGCGAUCUUUGCAAUUUGCUUCAUGCUGGAAACAGGGGGCUCGCGGUUCCCAUGGAAAUCUGCUCCAAUAAUCGGCUCGGCCGUAGGGUUCGUGAUGGCUCUGACCAUCUUCACUGUCUCGGCCAACAUCGUCGCUGAGCCUAUCUUUCCGCUCCAGCUCUUGAGAAAGUGGGCAGUUUUGAGCAACUACAGCAUAGCAUUCUUGCAAGUCCUAUUGCAAUUCUCGCUCAUGACGAUCGUGCCGCUAUACUUCCAAGUCACCAACAAGGCCAAUACCGCGCAGGCUGGUGCAUACUUGAUUCCUGCUUUUGCGGGAAAUACGAUAGGAGGCCUGAUCGCUGGAUACUUCAUUAAGCACACUGGACUUUACAAGCCAAUGACUGUCAUCUCACCGCUUUUCGGGGUAUUAUGCAUGUCCUUGUGCCUCUUCUUGUGGAAUGGUCAUACUUCCACCGCCGAGGCACUGUACAUCUUCCCGGGCGGUUUUGCGUCAGGUGCAUCAUCAAGCUCGAUCUUCGUGGCACUGGCAGCUGGUGUUUCUGAGGAGGACCUUGCUAUAACGGCUUCUGGGCUCUACCUCUUCUUCAACCUGGGCGCUGUUGCAGGUGCCAGUGCUGGAGCUGCGGUCUAUCAAGGUGGUCUUAGAACAGGUUUGAGAGCUGCGUUGGAGGGAGUACCCGAUGGCUCGGAAAUCAUGCAAAGAGCGCUUUCGGAUAUCACCUAUGUUCAAAAUGCGAGCGAGCAGAUUCGGAAGCUGAUCGUGCCUGCUUAUGUUUACGGGCUGCAUCAAGUCAACAUACAAAGCAUCAUCUGUGCUGCCAUUUGCUUCGCUAUAGCAGUGUUCACGCCAAGCUCACGUAUAGGGAGGUAG